AUGGCGAAAUUAUUCUCCAUUUAUCUUGUUUUAAUUUUCAGUGGAUAUUUCCAGGUUUCAGUUUCUGAAUCCUCUGAUGAAUCGGUUUUGUUAGAUUUCAGAAACAUGGUAACGAAUCCCGACAAUAUUUUGACUUAUAAUUGGACAAAAAGUACUUUUUUCUGCAAUUGGAUUGGAGUCACCUGCAGCCCUGGAAGGCAAAGGGUUAUGGCCCUGAAACUUCCCAACAUGAAUCUUGAAGGAACAAUUUCUCCAUCUAUAGCCAAUUUAUCCUUUCUCGUUGAGCUGGAUAUAAGUAAUAACAGUUUCCAGGGCAAUAUUCCCCUGGAACUGUUCCAAAGCCAAAAGCUGGAAAUUAUGUCUUUGGCUUACAAUAAAUUAAAUGGAGAUCUGUGGAGAGAUUCCUGGAAUGCACCAGAACUCAGAAUUCUGAAUCUUUCCUGGAAUAGUAUGUCGGGUUCGAUUCAUUCUUCCAUUGGAAAUGUUUCGAAGCUGGAGAGGUUGAUUUUAUAUGGAAACAUAAUUGGCGGGAGCAUUCCAGGUGAGAUUGGCAACCUGAGUAGCCUCAGGGAAUUGGAUCUGUCCAAUAAUCGGUUCACAGGCUCGAUUCCUCCAUCCAUUUUCAACGUCUCAUCUUUGCAGGCAAUGAAUCUCUCGAGUAAUAGCCUGUCCGGUGGAUUUUUGCUUACUAGAGAGGAUAAUUUUCUUGAUAUUGAGGAUAUUGAUCUCUCUCACAAUCAAAUUAUUGGUGAAAUUCCUUCCAGCUUAUGCCGAUUCAGAGGGCUAAAAUCACUGUAUCUCUCGUACAACAGUUUUACCGGCCAAAUACCAAGAAACAUUGGUUGCUUAUCAAAGCUUGAGAAGUUUUAUGUGACAGAAAAUAAAAUAGACGGCACUAUUCCUCCGUCUAUUGGAAACAUUUCUAGUCUACAAUUUCUUGGGUGUGUAGAAAAUAGCAUAUUGGGAGAUAUACCUGAAGAAUUGGGAAAGCUAUUCAACUUACAAAUGCUUGGAUUUGAUUAUAACAAUCUUACUGGUGAAAUUCCUCCAGUGAUUUUCAACUUGUCUUCAUUGGUAUAUAUUGCUUUCACUGAUAACAGUCUCUCCGGACGAAUUCCUGCAACCCUUGGGAUGCAGCUUCCAAACCUUGAAGGAAUUUAUUUAGCGGAUAAUAUGCUCGAAGGAGAGAUUCCAGUAUCGAUCACAAAUGCUUCUAAACUCAAGGAGCUUGAAUUAUCGUAUAACUUCUUCACGGGUUCAGUGCCAUAUAAUUUGGGUAAUCUGAGGGAUCUCCUUUUCCUGAACCUCGCAGGUAAUCGACUCACCAAUGAACCGAAAAAUCCUGAGCUUGGAUUUAUGUAUUCUUUAGUAGAAUGUAGAAUGCUGCAAUUUCUUAUAGUAGGGAAUAAUCCGCUCAACGGGAUUCUGCCUGAUUCGAUUCAGAACCUUUCGAGCUCUAUUGAAAUGUUUAAUAUUGAGAAUGGUCAGAUUUAUGGGCAAAUUCCAACUGGAAUAGGUAACAUGAGUAGUAUGUUAACUCUAGUCUUAAGUGGAAACAAUUUGACAAGAAACAUACCUUCAGAGAUUGGUUAUCUUAAACAACUACAGAGGCUGUAUCUAAGUAAUAACAAGCUAGAAGGGCAUAUUCCUGUGGAGUUAUGCAACUUAGUUGAUCUUGGUGAUAUGAUACUUUCAGAAAAUAAUCUUUCAGGAUUCGUACCCAAAUGCAUAGGGAAUCUUAGUAGGCUACAAAAACUCAUGUUAGGUUACAAUCGAUUGACAUCAAGCCUACCUCUCGGUCUCUGGGAAGUUAAGAAUCUAUUGUUUCUGAAUGUGUCUCAAAAUUCUAUUCAAGGAGAACUUCCACUUGAGAUUGGAAAGUUGGGGACACUUGAAGGACUAGAUUUAUCGAGCAACGAAUUGUCAGGCCGAAUUCCAAGUGCAUUCGGGGAUUUGAAAACUCUGAGGCAUCUUUCACUUUCAAACAACUCCUUCGAGGGUUUGAUUCCACCAUCAUUUGGAAAUUUGAUUAGCUUGGAGUUCUUGGAUCUGUCUUCCAAUGGCUUAACGGGAACCAUACCACAAUCCUUGGAGAGGUUAUUGUACCUUAGAGAAAUCAACGUGUCGAAUAACAAUUUAGAAGGUGCAAUACCUACUGGUGGUGUAUUUGCAAAUUCGUCUCCUAAAUCUUACGUUGGGAACAGUGGUUUAUGCAGCAUGGCAAUACUGGAGUUCCCUCGCUGUCGUAAUACUAGUAGUCUGCGGGGAUCAAGAUCUAAAACACGAAUUCUCAGAAUUACUAUUCCAGUUACGAUAUCAGUGGGAUUGAUAUUUGUUACGUUGUCCCUUUGGAUUUUGUAUAGACGAAAAAAGGAGACGUUGGGAGAUCCCGAGUUAUCAGAAAUUCCAACUCAUCAGAUGGUUCCAUAUCGAGAGCUUGUGAAAGCAACAGAUAAUUUUAGUGAAAACAAUUUACUUGGAGUAGGAAGUUCUGGUUCCGUAUUCAAGGGCAUUUUGUCUGAUGAAAAUCUUGUGGCAAUAAAGGUUCUGAAUUUAACAGACGAAGAAAUAUGCAAAAGGUUUGAUGCAGAAUGUGAGGUGAUGAGACGAAUAAGGCACAGGAAUCUUGUCAAAGUGAUCACGACGUGUUCCAGCGAAUGCAUCAGAGCCAUUGUUCUUGAAUACAUGCCAAAUGGAAAUCUUGACAAUUGGUUACAUCGACAGGACUACAUACUUGAUCUCCUUCAGAGAAUCGACAUAAUGCUGGAUGUGGCAAUGGCUAUUGAAUAUCUUCAUCAUGGCUAUGAUGAUCAAGUGGUUCAUUGUGAUCUAAAGCCAGCCAAUGUUCUCCUCGAUGCUGAUAUGGUUGCUCAUGUAAGUGACUUCGGAAUCUCAAAGAUAUUAGCUCAAGAUAAGUCCUACACACAGACGAAUACAUUGGGGACUAUUGGCUACAUUGCACCAGAGUACGGCUCACAGGGAAUAGUGUCAGCAGCUGGUGACAUCUAUAGUUUUGGAAUUAUGUUGUUGGAAGCACUCACAGGAAAGAGACCAACAGACGAGAUAUUCUCCGAAAAUUUGAGCCUAAAGCAAUGGGUUACAGCAUCUUAUCCCAAUUCUUUGAUGGAAAUUAUUGAUUCCAAUGUAUUUCAAGAGGAAAAUGAAGUAAACACUAGGCACAAGAUUUGGAUAUCCUCAGCGAUAGAAUUGGCUCUCGACUGCUCAAAGGAAGCACCAGAAGAGAGGAUUAACAUGAAAGAGGCUGUGAUCAGACUUGCCAAUAUCAGAAAGAAAUUCUUGGAAACAAACAAGACACAAUUAUAA
Messenger RNA from Fraxinus pennsylvanica, 3324 nucleotides. The record is from the annotation of a GenBank genome assembly. NCBI's taxonomy places the organism in Eukaryota, Viridiplantae, Streptophyta, Magnoliopsida, Lamiales, Oleaceae.